This is a messenger RNA of Geodia barretti, 291 nucleotides long. The record is from the annotation of a GenBank genome assembly. NCBI's taxonomy places the organism in Eukaryota, Metazoa, Porifera, Demospongiae, Tetractinellida, Geodiidae.
AUGCAGGUCCGCCCCAACUUCUCGCCCGCGCGCACCUACGAGGCCGUCUCCAAGUACAGCGAGGUCAUCCUCCAGCUCGGAUAUGGUCAGCAGCACAAUGCGCGCGCAUUCCACCACCUCCGCAACGGUCGUGGCGGCCCCGUCGUAGUCGAGCUUCCCGGCGAUGUCGGCACCAUGGAAGUCUCCGAGUCCGCUAUGAACUACCAGCCCCCCAAGCGCCACCCGCAGCAGCCCUCCGCAGGCGACAUCAAGGACGCCGUCAAGGCGUCCUUGCCGCCCGCAAGCCGAUGA